This is a messenger RNA of Perkinsus marinus ATCC 50983, 549 nucleotides long. RefSeq names its product deoxyuridinetriphosphatase, putative. NCBI's taxonomy places the organism in Eukaryota, Perkinsozoa, Perkinsida, Perkinsidae. Gene Ontology annotation, molecular function: magnesium ion binding; dUTP diphosphatase activity. The transcript has 7 exons. Gene Ontology annotation, biological process: dUTP catabolic process; dUMP biosynthetic process. The coding region runs from base 1 to 549 and encodes 182 amino acids. The record is from RefSeq and is a predicted model, not a curated record.
AUGCACUUGAAGAUCUUACCUUUGGACGCUAAGGCUGCGGAAUAUUACUCCUCCCACAAAACGUUCCAUGCUGGUGAUUCUGGUCUGGACUUGUUCGUUGUGAAGGAGCAGACUAUCCAACCUGGCGAGACGGCUUUCAUAAGGCUAGGCAUCAAGGCAGCUGCCUUUGAUGGCAAGGACGGAGCUGGCUUGUCAUGGUUGCUCAUGGCGCGAUCGUCGAUCUCCAAGACACCUUUAAGACUGUCAAAUUCCAUCGGCCUUAUCGACCAGGGAUACCGAGGAGAGAUCAUAGCCGCUGUCGACAACAUCAAAAAUGAAGCUUAUACGGUCAAGGAAGGUGAUCGCCUCGUCCAAGCAGUGGGCUUCGACGGCAAGGGAAUCACAAUGGAGCUCGUGAAGGAGCUCGACGAGACUACGAGAGGCGAGGGUGGUUUCGGCUCGACCAAUGUGGGGGUAGAUAAAGGCAUCGAUAAGGCCAAGCAGGACCCUCCGAUCAAGCGCUCGAAGGUGGCUGGUGACGUUAUCAGUGCGGCGAUAGUAGGCGCCUGA